GAUGGCAUCGAGCGACGGGGUUAAGGAGCCUCACUCUUUUGUUUCUCACUCCGUUGGCUUUCCCUCUGCUGCUCUCACUCCAGUGGCGAACGAGCUGCUCAGGGACCACCGCAGCCAUUAAUAGCAGGCUCGAAGCUUUCAACUUCAAGAACAUCGGUCCGCUCAGAUUCACAUGAUUGAAGAGGCUCUCCGAUUCGCCGGUGUUCCUGGAUAUGGCUGGUGCCUGAAACAAUGGUUAUUGCAAGGACAACUGCUGUCAAAGCUGAAAGAAGACACUUAGUUUCUGAGGCUUAUAAUCCCAAACUUAAGCUUGUAAGCAAUGAAGUUUUAAAGGCUCAUCAUCCCAAACGAACACAAGAUGAAUCAGCAGCAGUAAAAACAAGGAAUAUAUUUCUACCGAGGGCCUCUCCGAAGUCAAUAAACCAAAAGGUUGCAAAGUCUAACAAAAAAUAUUUCAUGGUUAUGGGAAUUAAUACAGCUUUUAGUAGCCAAAAGCGAAGAGAUUCCCUGCGGGAGACGUGGAUGCCCCAAGGUGAGAAAAGAAGGAAGCCAGAGGAAGAGAAGGGCAUUGUCAUAAGCUUUGUUAUUGGUCACAGUUCAACAUCCGAUGGUAUUCUUGACAAAGCUAUUGAAGCAGAGGACAGAAAGCACGAGGACUUCUUGCGGCUGAAACAUGUAGAGGGCUACAAUGAAUUGUCAGCGAAAACAAAGAUAUAUUUUGCUACCGCUGUUGCUUUGUGGGAUGCAGAUUUCUAUCUCAAAAUUGAUGACGACGUUCAUGUAAACAUAGGUAUAGAAAAGUUUGGGCUUUGGUGGUAAUGUGGUGGUGAAAGUGGUUUAGUUAUUCAACAACAGCUAUGGGUUCUUCUUAUUUUGAGG
Molecule: messenger RNA, 879 nt
Organism: Camellia sinensis
Lineage: Eukaryota; Viridiplantae; Streptophyta; Magnoliopsida; Ericales; Theaceae
Source: RefSeq, a predicted model, not a curated record